Messenger RNA from Leucoraja erinaceus (little skate), 1749 nucleotides. It is a transcript of the gene tmem269, whose product is annotated as transmembrane protein 269. Gene Ontology annotation, cellular component: membrane. Bases 496 to 1311 code for a protein of 271 amino acids. Gene Ontology annotation, biological process: phospholipid biosynthetic process. The record is from RefSeq and is a predicted model, not a curated record. The transcript is spliced from 11 exons. Gene Ontology annotation, molecular function: phosphotransferase activity, for other substituted phosphate groups. NCBI's taxonomy places the organism in Eukaryota, Metazoa, Chordata, Chondrichthyes, Rajiformes, Rajidae.
CCCUGAGGGAAGCGUCUAGAACACGUGCGCACCGUUAGAUCAGCGCAGGACGGAGCAAAGAGUCUGUGUCAGUUAGGCGUCGAGUCGACUCGAGUCGGGGGUGACCGCGGCUGCCCGGAGCUGCUCUUAGUGUUGUUACCGGAUGAAAGCUGAAACAUUUGUGUCGUGCGUGGUGCGCAACCUUUCCAGAUUGAAAGUGGUGGUCGGUUGUGGAUUUGUAUGUACGACCAUUGUGUAAGAUUUGACAGCAAACAUUGCGGAUUUCGCUCGGCACAAAUAGAGCCCAUCCAAUCAGAAGUUUUUCCAAGUUAAGUCAAGAUGUUUAUACUGAACCCUCCUUCCAAUCGAGAAAGACUUGAACUUGGCUGGCUUUGGAAAACACGUGAAAUGCAGGGUGCAAAACACAAUAGUAGGACUUGAAGCUUAAGCCUUUCUCCCACGUAAAGCUUAGCAUUUAGUGUAGUUUCCUUGGUUUCAUGUAUCCACUGUCAACACAUGCUACCAAAAGUUAUCCAACAAUUGAUGGAGAAUGCAAGGAAAGGUAUUUUUCACGAUGCUAAGAAGUUGUUUCUUAGCGAGCAGGCAGGCCGAGCCCAGAUUCAAGACUUUGCAUGCAAGAAUGCGGCCAACGUACUUUCUCUCUCAAAUCUUGUGAUGGGACUUUCUUCAAUUCUAUGUACCUUAAAUGGGCAGCAUUUAUACGCUUGUUGGCUAAUCCUUUUUGGGUUUCUUCUUGAUCUGGCUGAUGGAGCUGUUGCUCGACAACUUAAUGCUUGUUCUGCUCUUGGGGCCAAAUUAGAUGAUUUUGCAGAUUUCACAACAUUUGGAAUUGCAACUUCACUAUUACUGCAGGCCCACGGCAUACUGAGCAGUGUUUUCAUAAUAUGCUAUGUGAUGGCUGUGUUUAUACGUCUCUGCUUCUUUUCUAGUGGAAUUCCAUUUGUCUACCGGGGCCUUCCCUGUCCUUAUGCUUCAGUUAUCCUAUCCUCAACCUUUGUCUUGACUGGAGGGAAUUGUUUCUUCCUGCAUAUCGCUGCAGUGGUGAUGAUCCUCUUCAUGACUGACCAAGGCAAUUAUCCCCAUGACAGGAUCUUGGAAACACAGCUUUGGAAAAAAACUGUGUACAUCGGAGGUGAGGUGCCAGAAGACUGGAAGACAGCAAAUGUGGUAGCUUUAUUCAAGAAGGGCAACAGGGAUAAGUCAGGUCUGAUGAUGUUGUUUUGCUGUCCCCUGCGGCUGACCUGCAUAUACUAUUUGAUUUGGUGUUUCUCCUAUACACUUUUCCCAUCUGCUAUGUGGAGCAAUGAAUAAUAAAUCCCUGUUUCAUGGAUACCCUUCAUAUUACAUGAUUCAUACAACAGUGCAGCAACCAGAUCAAAUCACAUAAAAACAGCCGUACAUGAAAACUGUAGAAAGAUUGACCUAUUCUGUCCUAAUAGGGUGAUACGGUUUUCUUUUUAAAGUUUCUGAACAGAAUGGAGGUACUCAUAUUUUGCAUCCCAUUAACUAAUUCAUUCGCAGUAAUAUCAGUCAUUCCUGAUUUUUUUCACAAAUCAGUUCCGCACAGAACGAGCAGAAUGUAACAUUCGAGGUUCAAUUAUGAGUUUGAAAGGAUACGAUCUUUGUAUUUAAAUCACUCAUUAAAACUUUAAGCACUUUUUACAUUUAUUCAAAAAGUUAUGAAUGAUGUAUUCAAAAAAUGACUUUCCUUUGUUUCAUUUUUAUUGAAAUAAAAACAUUGUUCAGUUU